AUGGCAGAAAAACAGCGACUAAAUGUAAUCAAACGACACAUCAAAUCCGACACACGUGCACCUGCUCGGACAGACGAGACGCAGUUGUUCUGCGCAGACUGCAGUUCCUCAGAUGACGCCAAAAUUACGUUCCAGUCGGAGGCACCGACUAUUCCGAAACGCCGACAAGAACUAUUGAAGUGGAAUGGUUGGGGCUACAAAGAUUCAAAGUUCAACCUUAACAAGGACGGUCAAGUAGAGUUUAGUGGAGAAAGGUAUCGACUUAGUGGACAGGUAAUGCCACAGCUGCGAGAUUGGAUGAUGGCCACAGUUGGCAUCAGUCUGGACCAUAAAACACCAGCUCAGCCAGAACUUACAGCAAAAGACAUUCCAGCACCAGUAAGGAAUGAAGAGUUCAUAUCAGAUCUUCGUAAGAAAGGAAUAGCCUUCACAGAUGACUGUCAGGACCGACUUUUCCGAGCUCAUGGUCAUACAUUACAUGAAGUGUUUGUCCUUCGGGAAGGUACAUUCAAACGCAUUCCAGACCUUGUUGUGUGGCCUAGUUCCCACAAUGACUGUGUGAAAAUCGUAAACUUGGCCUGUCAGCAUAAUGUUGUGUUGAUCCCAUUUGGUGGAGGCACCACUGUUUCUGGAGCUGUAGAAUGUCCAGAGGGAGAGACUAGGAUGAUUGUGUCCUUGGAUACCUCACAGAUGAACAAAAUUUUGUGGGUUGAUGAGAAGAACCUGAUAGCCAAAUGUGAGGCUGGCAUCAUUGGUCAGGACCUGGAACGUCGUUUAGCCGAGAAAGGGUUCUGUACAGGUCAUGAACCAGAUUCCAUGGAGUUCAGCUCCCUUGGGGGCUGGGUAGCCACUCGAGCUUCUGGCAUGAAGAAGAACAUUUAUGGAAACAUAGAGGACUUAGUUGUACACAUCAAGUUUGUGACUCCUAAGGGUGUCAUGGAGAAAAGUUGUCAGGUGCCUCGUAUAUCAUCAGGUUUGGACAUCCAUCACUUCAUAAUGGGAUCAGAAGGUACUCUAGGUUUAGUAACAGAGGUAGCUAUCAAAGUGCGACCACUUCCAGACUGUAAAAAGUAUGGGUCUAUCGUGUUUCCAGAGUUUGAGAAUGGAGUCGCAUGUCUAAGAGAGGUCGCUAAACAGAGAUGUGCCCCAGCCUCUAUCAGACUCAUGGACAAUCAACAGUUCCAGUUUGGCUCUGCACUCAAGCCCGAGAGUGGAUCGAUGCUGACAAGCUUUGUCGAUGGAAUCAAGAAAUUUUACAUUACUAAGCUGAAAGGAUUUGAUCCAAAGAAACUCAGUGUGGCCACUCUAUUGUUUGAAGGUACCCAGCAGGAAGUGGCUGCACAAGAAAAGAAAGUCUAUGAAAUUGCUUCAAAAUUUGGAGGUCUAGCAGCAGGAGCAGACAAUGGAGAGCGUGGCUAUAUGUUGACAUUUGUGAUAGCGUACCUCAGAGACCUAGGGUUUGAGUACUACAUUGUUGCAGAAUCGUUUGAAACAUCAGUUCCAUGGGACAGAUGUUUGGACCUGUGCAACAAUGUUAAGGAUCGACUAGAAAGAGAAUGUAAAAAGCGAGCAAUCCAGUUUCCUCCAUAUAUCACCUGUCGAGUCACACAGACGUAUGAUGCUGGAGCCUGCGUCUACUUUUACUUCGGUUUUAAUUACCGAGGUCUCUCUAACCCCGUACAGAUAUAUGAAGAUAUUGAGAACUGUGCUAGAGAAGAAAUCCUUGCCAAUGGUGGAAGCAUAUCUCAUCACCAUGGAGUCGGAAAGUUGCGGAAACGCUACCUGAAGCAGACAGUUGGGGAGAUAGGCCUCGGGACAAUGCGUGCUGUCAAGAAUUUCAUUGAUCCGGACAAUAUCUUUGGUAGUAACAACCUGAUGGUUGGAGAACCCAAGUUAUAGAAUACUGGUUUUAUUAGGACAUGGUACAAUAAAGCAUUUUUUUGGAACAUUCAGCAAAAUCAAUAGAAUAAUAUGAUGUCACUUUGUCAUCCCAAUGAACAUCAUUCUGGCAUCCCAAUCGAUGGUUUUUGUAAAGCCGGUAACUUUCAGGAGGAAUUGUGGUACAGAACAUCUUGUUAUCAAAUGCAUUUCAUUUCAGUUUUUCUGUAGAACAUGUCAUGUUGUGAUAGAAAUACAAUUGUAAUUUUACCUUUUUAUUGAGAAAUAAUACACUCUAUUUUCAGAGGAAGUUAAUUGAACAAGAUAUGACAAGCACUGUGAGGCAUAUAUUUAUAUAUAUAUACACAGUAGCAAUAAUAGAUUUGUUGUGAACUGAUCAAAAAUAUUAUGACAAAAAUUAUAAGGGGUUAUAAAAAUCACCUUAGUUAUUGUUAUUAACCAAAAUUAGGAAUAUCAUGUUUCACUCUGCCUGGUUUGACUGCUUGCAGAUCCAAACCAAGGUUUUGUCUUUAUUUUGUACAGAAAAAAUGCUCGUAAAUUAAGGAAGAAGAAAAAAUGGAGUGCGAAACAUUUGUGCUACGAAGCUUGUCACUUUGUCCUAUAAAUGGAACUCAAAGUUUUAUUGUCUGUUAAGUUGAUCCAUGAAGAAUUGGAAUCGGUUUUCAUUCAAUACAUUCUGUAAAAUCUAUUGAUAUCACAUAUAUCUAUAACUACUGAUCAAAGUUCAACAAGGAUAAUCAAUGACCAUUCAGACUAUAAAUUUUGAUUAUUAAUAUAAGAAGCGAAUGUGAUUUUUUUUUUGAGUGAGUAGUCCGUUCACUGGUAGGAAUUUUUCCCAUUUCCCAUACCCUCAACUAUUUAAGUUUCAUCCAGAAAAUAUAAAUAUAUGUGACAUGAGAUAAAUCAGUAGCUUCUUCACUAGGUCAUUAAAGAGGAUAGUACCUAUAAGAAUGCCCUUGAAUUCUAGACCAAUAGCAUUUGUUUACGCUCUGAUAAUUGCCAUUUAAUUGAUCAUUGGGCAAGUAAUUAAACAAUUGAUUUAACAGCAUCACACAGUUUUGUGCAAUAUUGUUUAAUCAAAUAAUGUUUUUAGUGAGACAUUUAUUUAAGUCCAGUGUUUAAUACUGCAGAACUGUUAGUUACUUAUACAUAUGUAGGUAGUACAGUAACCAUGCAUGAUCAGGACUUAUGUAUUAUCAACCAAGUCUAAUAUCAUUAAAAAUUGGGGUUAAUUGGUAAGAAUUGAACCAACCAAUCCUUAUAUCAUUAAAAAUUAGGGUUAAUUGGUAAGAAUUGAACCAACCAAUCCUUAUAUCAUUAAAAAUUAGGGUUAAUUGGUAAGAAUUGAACCAACCAAGCCUAAUAUCAUUAAAAAUUAGGGUUAAUUGGUAAGAAUUGAACCAACCAAGUCUAAUAUCAUUAAAAAUUGGGGUUAAUUGGUAAGAAUUGAACCAACCAAGUCUAAUAUCAUUAAAAAUUAGGGUUAAUUGGUAAGAA
Ylistrum balloti is the source of this 3396-nucleotide messenger RNA. RefSeq names its product alkyldihydroxyacetonephosphate synthase, peroxisomal-like. Bases 1 to 1899 code for a protein of 632 amino acids. Gene Ontology annotation, biological process: lipid biosynthetic process. NCBI's taxonomy places the organism in Eukaryota, Metazoa, Mollusca, Bivalvia, Pectinida, Pectinidae. The transcript is spliced from 19 exons. Gene Ontology annotation, molecular function: FAD binding; alkylglycerone-phosphate synthase activity. The record is from RefSeq and is a predicted model, not a curated record.